UCCAUCUCGCUUUUUACAUUUUUACCCCCCUCGAUGUUGAUGCUUAUAACACACAUUUUGUUCUGCUAAACUCGGAUAUUAAUCGGGUUUUUUCCCCUCUAUAUUUUCCUCCCUUCAUGCCGCUUCCCCGGCUGUGUUUUCCUGCAUGUUGAGAUGUAUUUGGUGUCUCUUGUCUCCUCCAGUAAGCAGUAACCCAUGUCUGCUGUGUGCAGCCCGCCUCGCUGCGCUCUCAAUAGAUGGUGCAACUCAAAAUGUCCAAAUCGCCUGUAGACCCUCUGUCUGCUGUGGAAACAGGCUCUCAGUCGCACUAUUUUCAGCUGCCCAGGAAGUUGCCUAAACGCAAGAGCCGCUUCAAACGCUCGGAUGGCAGCACGUCUUCUGACACAACAUCCAGCUUCAUCAAACGGCAGGGGUCGGCUGAUUCGUACACCAGUAGACCGUCGGAUUCAGACCUGUCAGCAGAGGAGGACCGCGAGGCGUAUCGGCGUGAAGCCGAGCGCCAGGCACAACUGCAGCUCGACAGAGCUAAGUCCAAAGCUGUAGCGUUUGCAGUAAAGACGAAUGUGAGUUACUGCGGAGCUCUGGAUGAGGACUGUCCUGUCCAAGGAGCUGCAGUCAAUUUCGAUGCCAAAGACUUCCUGCACAUCAAAGAAAAGUAUAAUAAUGACUGGUGGAUCGGCCGGCUAGUAAAAGAGGGAGCUGACAUCACGUUCAUCCCCAGCCCUCUACGACUGGAGGCCAUGAGACUCAAGCACGAGCAGAAACAAAGGAAAACAGGGGGUAACUCCUCCAGUUUAGGGGACAUGGUGACUGGGAGUUGGAGGACCACACCGCCAUCUGCAGGUGAAUCCAAACAGAAGCAAAAACAGGAACACGUCCCUCCCUACGACGUGGUGCCCUCUAUGAGGCCGGUGGUCCUCGUGGGACCAUCGUUGAAGGGCUAUGAGGUGACAGAUAUGAUGCAGAAAGCUCUUUUUGACUUCCUGAAACACAGAUUUGAGGGAAGAAUCUCAAUCACCCGUGUAACUGCCGACCUGUCUCUAGCCAAGAGAUCUGUCCUCAACAAAAGACCCAUAAUGGAGAGAUCCAACACUCGCUCCAGCCUAGCGGAGGUUCAGAGUGAGAUCGAGAGGAUAUUUGAACUCGCCAAAACCCUGCAGCUAGUGAUCCUGGACGCCGACACCAUCAACCAUCCCGCACAGCUGUCCAAAACCUCCCUCGCACCCAUCAUUGUCUACGUGAAAGUUUCCUCACCAAAGGUGCUCCAGAGGCUGGUCAAAUCCAGGGGGAAGUCUCAGAGCAAGCACCUGAAUGUGCAGAUGAUGGCUGCAGACAAACUCUCUCAGUGCCCCCCUGAUAUGUUUGAUGUCAUUUUGGAUGAGAACCAGCUGGAAGAUGCAUGUGAGCAUUUGGCUGAAUACCUGGAGAUCUACUGGCGUGCCACUCACCUGCCAGGCAACACCCCUCUGAACCCCUUAUUGGAGCAGAGUCUGAUGACCCCGCCUUCUGCCAUCUCCAGCCUCCAGAACCAGAACAAGAACCAGCCGCAGCCUCGUGAGGCGGUGGCCCUGGCGGGCGAGGAGGAGGAGGCAGGUGAGGAGGCCCACUCCCCCCUGGAGCAGGACAGUCUCAUGCCGUCUGACGAGGCCAGCGACUCCCUGUCUCGCGGCCGGAGGGGGAGCCCGUGCCACAGGGGGGGCGAGGAGGACGGAGAGGAGGAAGAAGAAGAAGAGGAGGAGGAGGAGGAGGAAGAAGAGGAGGAGGAUGAGUACGCCUCCCCUUGCCAUGCUCGCACGUACAGGGACAUGUACCCCCCUCACCGUGGGCACACCGGCAGUGCCCACAGUGCCAACGGGCACGAGUCAGAGGACAGGCUGCUCCAACGCGAAGCUCAGCAAGGUCACAACCAGAGAAACAACCGCCAGCGCAGCCGCCCCUGGCCUCGAGACACCUACUGAGGAACGAGGCCCCCCUCCGGCCUCCAGAUCAGCACAGAGAUAACCCUCCGACUGUCGCACGUUCCCAAACAUUUAGAA
Molecule: messenger RNA, 2036 nt
Organism: Sebastes umbrosus (honeycomb rockfish)
Lineage: Eukaryota; Metazoa; Chordata; Actinopteri; Perciformes; Sebastidae
Product: voltage-dependent L-type calcium channel subunit beta-4-like
Exons: 14
Coding region: 237-1958 (573 amino acids)
Biological process (GO): regulation of voltage-gated calcium channel activity; chemical synaptic transmission; calcium ion transmembrane transport
Cellular component (GO): voltage-gated calcium channel complex
Molecular function (GO): protein binding; high voltage-gated calcium channel activity
Source: RefSeq, a predicted model, not a curated record